AUGUCUGGGGGUUCAUCUCCCCCCAUCAUCAGCACGCCCGGCCCGUCUCACAGGGGACGUCAAGCGAUGGCGGGAAUUUUCGCCCAUCGCUCCCAACCUAUCGGCCUGGAACCGGACUCCGGAAAGGACGAUCGGCCCGGGCCUUCGGUCGCGGCCCAGGGGGUUCCGAGGAUUCGUCCGGAGGAAGCUUCGUCUCCCCCUUUGACGGAUCGCACUGGGCCCCCUCGGCCGCGGAAGAAGGCCAGGUCCGAGUCCGACCGGAGUUCUUCCGAGGCUAUAGACAAACGGCCACGUAUUGGACCUUCGUACAAAUCUAUUAACGAGGACGAUGAGGACGAGGACACUGAGGAGACGCCCUCCUCCCAUGAAACGUCCGACUCAGAAUCCGAGACCGAUUCAACCAAAUCCUCUCAUUCUUCCUCAUCGAGGGCGAAGUCCCUUACACCCCCCAAACCAACUCCCAAGCCGAGGAAGCGUACAGGGACGGCGGAAGUCUAUGCAGCCAAACAGCUGCGUACGCCUCCUCGGUCUCCUUCUCCUACCAUCUCCCCCAUCCUGACGGACAGGCCCAGGGGUGCCCCCACCACAGGCUGCACGGUGGGCAACCUGGAGUCAACCAGGUACAUGGACCUAGAGCCAACAGUCUCCAACCCUCAACCCAACUCCAUCCCCAAUCCCCCCCCCUCCCCAGCCUUCGGACACGCCUCCAACAACUGCCACCGAGCGGUCCGCUGCGUGCGAUGUGCGGGUGAGCACAUUGUGGCGGACUGCCCGAGGCCAAGGGAGGGACCCUUCAUCUGCGCCAACUGCGGGAAGGGCCACGCCGCUGUUGACAAGCGGUGUGUGUUCUACCGCAGGAGGGCGCGGAUGAUGGGGGUCACUAUUCCUCCCCCCGUACCGCCAGCGAGGCGCGCCGGUCAAGCCCCUACCCCUGCUCCACGUCCCGCACCAAGUCCAUCUCGGAAGGGCAAGGGCAAGGGAAAGAGUUCACAAGCCCUCCCUUUCCCUCCGGUUAAUACCCAACCUGCCACUGUGGAGGCCAGCGCAACAGCGGCUACCCUGAUGGCAGAGGCGAACCCUCAACGACAGGCCAUAAAGCCCCGCCCGGCCCCCCGUUCAAUCAACAAGGCAGGGACUGAUCUCCAACUCACUGAAGAAGCAGCCGCCAUGGGUGAAGGACAAGCUGCCCAGACGAUCCAACCUCCAUCUCCCAUGGAGAUAACAGUCACCGACCCGCCCCAGAACACGAAUACUCUGGGCGACUCGCAGCCCCCACUUCCUCCCCGCCCGCAGCGGGAGAGGCGCAGAGAUCGGCAGGACACGCAGCCUGUCGGCCUCGCUGCCUGGCUCCUCUCCCUGUGGGAGAAACUGUCCGAGGUGUCAGAGGGCGUAAUCCAACUCCUCAAACCGGAAUCGCCGGGAGUCGAGCUGGGAGGUGACGAUCUAGUCACUCCCAGGGAGGAGAGUAUUAGGAAGAUGCAGACACCUUCACUGACCAAUCGGACCUUGUUUGGAGAACAUUUUGACAGCGUCCACCGCAUAGGAUGGAACCAUGAAGUCGUCAAAGUCUAA
Bombyx mori (domestic silkworm) is the source of this 1572-nucleotide messenger RNA. Its product is annotated as nascent polypeptide-associated complex subunit alpha, muscle-specific form-like. The coding region runs from base 1 to 1572 and encodes 523 amino acids. The record is from RefSeq and is a predicted model, not a curated record. NCBI's taxonomy places the organism in Eukaryota, Metazoa, Arthropoda, Insecta, Lepidoptera, Bombycidae. The transcript is spliced from 6 exons.